AUGACCACCAUGGAAGCGAACGACCGCUUCUUGACACAAGAAGCUGCAGAGUCACUGCAUGAUUCGGGCAUGAAAUUUGUCAACAUGCAUUGUGCACUAUCUGUGGCGCACAUUAGGCUGCAAAAAAGCAUUUGGCUGAUGAAGCCGAAACUACAUGUGCUUAUUCAUAUUUGCAAAGAUGUUCGGCGCUACAGAGCCAAUCCAAGAAUGUGGCACACAUUUAUCGAUGAAGAUGCGAUGCGCUGGGUGAAAGGAAUUUGUGCAAGGGCGCAUCCACGAACCCGGCACCAUUGGCUUCUCAAAUGUGCCAAGUUGAGGUUAUAUUCUAUGAAGCACUGUCUAUCCCGGAAAAAGAAUCUUGGCCUUCAAGUUGGGGACCACAGGAAUAAAAUCAAACCUUUUGGGAUUUUUGGGUGGCAACAAACCAUAAUAAACCAGUUUCAGUUGAAUCCUGGUCAGGACACGAGAUCGGAGGAGAAGAUGAACCCUUGGGAUCCUUUUGGCAUGGUGCUGUGA
Molecule: messenger RNA, 516 nt
Organism: Cladocopium goreaui
Lineage: Eukaryota; Dinophyceae; Suessiales; Symbiodiniaceae
Source: the annotation of a GenBank genome assembly